UUUUCACAUCACAUCGAGAUACCGAUUACCGGCUCCUUCCUUCCCUGGUUCCGUCCGUUAGUCCCCGGAUUCCUUCCUUCAUUGUCCCGAUUGGCCAUGGCAGCAAGGCCAACAACCCACCGCCGAUAAUCAUGGAGUCUCCCACCAAUUACCCUCCCCCCGCGCCUUUCUUCCUCUUCUCCCGGUUCCCCCCCUCCUCCCUCCUCGUCGGCGCCAACCACACCUCCGCACGCUUCUGCGCCCGCUAAUUAACUUCCCCCACCCCACGCCGGAUUAGGGAUUAGGGAUUCCUCCUCGCAGCAUUCACCAGAUCAGCCACCCCUGACCCCGCCGCCGCUGCCUGGUUCGACGGAGCGGGCAUGGAGCCGCCGCCGCAGCAGCCGGCAUCGCGGAAGUGGUCCGGUAAGGGAAUCCUCACGCGGGCGCUGCUCCUCGGCAUCGCCGCCCUCGCGCUCCGCCUGCUCUACGGGGCCUUCCUCCUCGUCGCCGUCGGCGGCGGCGGCGGGUGGGCGGUCCGCCCGGCCGCGGUGGUCGUCGGGCGCCGGACCAACGUCGAGGCCGCCGCGGGGGCCACGCCGGAGGCGUGGCGGAGCCGCGAGUGGCGGGAGGCGGUGGGCUUCCACGCGGCGCUCCUCGCGGGGCACCUCGGCGGCAGCCACGACGACGGCAACGGCCUCCUCCUGGCCCCGUCCUCCCGCGCCGUCUGCCUCGGCCCCGCCGCGCAGGAGGCGGCGCUCGCGCUGCGGGAGCUCGGCGUGCACGGCGCCGUCGCCGUCGCCAGCAAGCGCCGCCCGCCGCUCGCCGUCGCGGGGGACGACCGCCGCCUGCCCUUCCCCGCCGCGUCCGUCGACUUCGUCCUCGCCGCCCGCGCCCUCGACGCCUCCAAGCGCCCAGCCGAUCUCGCCGCGGAGGCCGCGCGGAUCCUCAAGCCCGGGGCGCAUCUCGUCGUGCUCACCGCCGGCGCCGCCGACGCCUACAGCCUCCGCUCGCUCCAGGCCCUCCUCCUCCCGUCCCUGCGCCUGCUCCGAUCUCGAGAGAUCGACGGCCCUGACGGAUCCACCCUCCGGGAACUCGUCUUCCAGAAGCUCCAUGUUGCUCCUGCGUCCUCCUUGUCUCACGAUCCAGUCAGCAACUGCACGAUCGGGGAUCACAAGCUCCCACUCCUCACCCGCGCCGAGCCGCUGAUCCUGGAAGAGCCACUCAAGCCAUGGCUCACGCUGAAGCGGAACCUCAAGAACAUCAAGUACCUUCCGGAGCUCGCUGACAUCAGCUUCAAGCGCCGGCAUGUGUAUGUCGAUGUCGGCGCCCGUAGCUAUGGAUCAAGUAUCGGCAGCUGGUUCCGGAAGCAGUACCCCAAGCAGAACCAUACCUUUGAGGUGUUCGCCAUAGAGGCUGAUCCCGCUUUCCACCCGGAGUACGCCACGAGGAAGGGAGUCACAUUGCUUCCAUAUGCUGCCUGGGUCAAGAAUGAGACGCUCAACUUCGAGAUCAACGGUGACCCUGGAAAGGAGGAAGAGGCAAAAGCGAAUGGCCGUGGCAUGGGCCGCAUCCGCCCAAUAGCCGGUAAGAAGAUGUCCGGCGAGGUGCGGAGUGUGCCCGCAUUUGAUUUUGCAGAGUGGUUGAAGCAGACAGUGUCGCAGCAGGACUACGUGGUAAUGAAGAUGGAUGUGGAGGGGACUGAGUUCGACUUGAUCCCAAGGCUUUUCGACACGGGCGCAAUUUGCUUGGUCGACGAGCUGUUCCUCGAGUGCCACUACAACCGGUGGCAAAAGUGCUGCCCCGGCGAGCGAUCGCCCAAGUAUCAGAACACCUACGAGGAGUGCUUGGAGCUGUUCAGUUCACUCAGGGACAGCGGCGUUCUUGUGCAUCAGUGGUUUUGAUUACUUCCAUACAGAUUCAGAAUUGCUGCAAAUACAGUUCGACUUCAUACGACAAAAGGGGUUCCUCAGAAUUGCUGCAAAUAGAGUUCGACUUCUACGACAAAAGGGGUUCACACUUCCAUUACACAAUUGAUUUUCAUAAGUAUAUUGUUUUAGUCUUGUGAACAUAGGGAUUCAGAAAUUGCAUUACUGUUAGAUUUCUGUAGUUAAAAAGGAAAACAAGUAGCGUUUAAUUGCACUCCCAGAAAAAAUUGCUGUGGAUUGCUAUUUUUAUUAUUAUUGAACAAACCGAAUCGAUCCAUUUCGAUUCAUUCCAUUGGUUACUGAAACUUUUUAGGCCACAUAAAUUCUGCUGCUCCAGUUUUGUAUUGUCGGCAUUUCAUUUGUUGGCUACAGCAAUCAACAGUCACUGUCGCUCA
Molecule: messenger RNA, 2299 nt
Organism: Brachypodium distachyon (stiff brome)
Lineage: Eukaryota; Viridiplantae; Streptophyta; Magnoliopsida; Poales; Poaceae
Exons: 1
Coding region: 360-1880 (506 amino acids)
Molecular function (GO): S-adenosylmethionine-dependent methyltransferase activity
Source: RefSeq, a predicted model, not a curated record